Penicillium arizonense is the source of this 2664-nucleotide messenger RNA. RefSeq lists its product as uncharacterized. Gene Ontology annotation, cellular component: cell division site; endocytic vesicle; cytoplasm. The coding region runs from base 1 to 2664 and encodes 887 amino acids. NCBI's taxonomy places the organism in Eukaryota, Fungi, Ascomycota, Eurotiomycetes, Eurotiales, Aspergillaceae. Gene Ontology annotation, biological process: septin cytoskeleton organization. The transcript is spliced from 5 exons. The record is from RefSeq and is a predicted model, not a curated record.
AUGGACCUCUCACGGCAAGAGUACCCGAUGCUACUGGCCACCCUGCAUCCCGGCCAAGCUACGACUGUUCUGAGCGAUCGCAUCCGAGUAAUCAACAAGAUCAAUGCGGACAUCGCGGAUUACCUACAGGAACGACGUCGUGUUGAAGAAACAUACGCCCAAGGCCUGCGGAAGCUGGCGCAUCGACCGCAGCUAGACAAUGGAGCUGCUCUUGGCAUCUUCCAGAUCCCCUGGCAACGCAUCAUCAAUGCCACAGAAGCGCUCGCCGUGUCUCACGAGACUCUUGCCAACAAGAUCGAGGAGGAUGUUGAGCGACCGCUGAGAGAAUUUAGCACUAAGAACCGCGACAUGCAGUCGAUGCCCAGUAUUCAGAGCAAUCUGGCGGGGUUGGCCAAGAAUGUGGAGAAUGCGCAGAAGAAGGUGGACAAGGCCAGGGCUAAGGGCGCCAAGGGCGCAGACAAGCUGUCCAGCGAAAUUGCAAAUGCCGAGGAAGUCAACCAGCAGUGGGAAUCGCGGGCUCCUUUCGUUUUCGAGCAACUCCAGUCUGCCGACGAGACCCGGCUCAACCAUCUUCGGGACGUUCUGACGCAAUUGGAGACCCAUGAGGUGGACCAGGUUGAACGCGGUCGCCAGGCUGCCGAGAGUUGUCUAAACGUUCUUCUGAACGUCGAGACAGCAGAUGAGAUCAAGACCUUUGCCGCUAAGAUGGCGGGAACUCGGGUCCCUGUCUCGCCAGCCAUGUCCCGGAGACAGACAGAACGGACGGAGACGCCCUUUGCGCCUGAGCCGGGACCUGACCGAACAGCGACUGCGCCAAUGGAAGCUCCGAUAGCCACACCCCCGACAGGCGCACCUCUUUCGCCCCCUCCGCGCAUCCAGGAUGAUGCCGCGAGCCAGCGAUCAGAGGAGAGACAGGCUGUUGCUCAGACACCCCCAGCCCCAGUGCCAGAGGCACAACCGCGACACACCCCACUAGGAGGGCUGCGACGACUUGGAACGGUAAUGAACAGGCGAAAGAGUGUUGUUGGACCGUCUGCUGGAUCAUUCGAGCGGAAGGCAGACAAGAAGCGCAGUCCUUUCUCUCCUUUCAAGAGAGGCGACUCCGCCCGUGAUCUCCAAAUACCUGAGUCUCCUCCUUCAACAGCCAUUGACCGUCCAGGGACAUCUUUGACUGAAGAUGCAUCCCUGCGGAACUCCAGUGUGGACCACAGUGGAUUGGAUACUGCUGCACCUGGUGCAGUGGCAUUCUCAGAGUCCACCACCAAUGGAGCUUCUGCCGAACCUCACACAGAAUCCACCAACAACCAUGUCAACCAGCCACAGGUUGAUUCCGAGGGAUAUACUGAACGCCCUUCCACGAUUGACGAGAUUACGCGUGCCCACAACGAAGCAGCAGGUAUUGAGGAUUCUGGUCUGAACUUGACGAUUAGAGACCAGCCUAUCUUCGAGGACGAGAGCCAAGCACAGCAGGCUAUGAGUGAAGUGGCGAACACCCUCCGUUUGCAAGCUCAACAGACCGGAGGAAUCAGACGAAAUGCGGGCACUAUUCGCGGGCGCCGUGAUGUUCGCAACACUGUAUUUGUUCCUUCGCCAGGUAGCGAGCUGCCCCCAGCCCUGGGAGCGCCACAGUCCCAAGCACCAACCUCGCCAAUCAGACACAUAACGUCCCCCAGCAUUGCACCCAGCGUUACAGAUGAUCACACUGUUUCAGAUUCCACCUCUGUUCGUUCCGGGCACACUUUGCACGGCCCGGGAGCCUCCGUUCAUCCUGACCUCUACGAGGCAGGCUUGAAUGCCUCGAUUAUUGAAACCGUCAACGCAUGGUUCUCGGAGGGCAAUGUCACCAAGUCCUUUGUGGUUGGCGAGCUUGCUCUAGCAAACAACCCCACACCAGGUGGUGUGGCAGAGAAUGCGCGCAUUCGUCUGGAUAACUUCCAAGUGCUGGAGAAGGUAGCAGCAAACCCCAACUUCGUCCACGAGGCAGCCAAAGAGGCCGGUGACGACAAGAGAGGCGAAUACGACAUCCAACUAGGCAGCAUCUCCCGCCCCAUGCCAACAGUGGCAUUCAAGUACCAACUGCACCUGGACAAUCCCUCCGCCUAUUGCCCCGUCAUCUUCAAGCCAGCCUGGAACCUGGAAGAAUUCCAAGCCAGUGCCAUCAUCUUCUACUCGCUCAACCCAUCCUUCGUUUCACCCUCAGUCGAGUCAAUUUCCCUGAAGAACCUAGUCCUAACCGUCAACCUGGACACGGCCGCCGAAGACGAAACCACCAAGCAGCCACGCGAGUCAGUCGCGCACGCCACAAGCGCAGCCAUGUACCCCAACACCGGCGCUGUCUUCCGCCGCAAGACCUCAACCGUCACAUGGAGAAUCCCCGAGCUAGAAGUCAAGGCUCCCGGUACACCCGGCGCAGAUGGCAAGUUCCUUGUCCGUUUCUCGACGUCUACCAGCUGGCCUCGUAAGGGCACAGUCGAAGCCAAGUUCGAGCUGCGCACUACCGAGUCUGCCUCGAGACUGGGUAUCAGCCGCGCCGCCUCAGACGCGGAGCCAAAGGAAUCUGAUCCUUUCGCUGAUGAGGGCCGCGAAUCAUUGUCUCCCUCGGUUCCAUGGCAGGAUGUCCCGACUGCACGCAAGUUAGUCGGCGGUAAAUACGUCUCAUCCUAG